Messenger RNA from Acipenser ruthenus (sterlet), 1960 nucleotides. RefSeq lists its product as uncharacterized. The coding region runs from base 103 to 1374 and encodes 423 amino acids. The record is from RefSeq and is a predicted model, not a curated record. The transcript has 12 exons. Lineage: Eukaryota; Metazoa; Chordata; Actinopteri; Acipenseriformes; Acipenseridae. Gene Ontology annotation, molecular function: 2 iron, 2 sulfur cluster binding.
AGGUUUCAGAGCAAGAACGAUUCAAUGGAACACCUUCCGGGUUAGACACAUGUAGUUCUCAGUGGAAGUUUUCAGUGCUGAGAAACAUCCCUUCAAAUAGCGAUGGAUGGUUUUGAAAGGGAUUUAGUUUGUGCUCUAAAAGAAGUUGUGAAUGAUAGUAACUGGCAAUACGUGGGAGUAAAAGAGAUGUUUAAUUCACCCUGCACCAAACUGUAUUCUGAAGAUGGUGAACACGUAGUUCUUGUGCACUCAGAGGAUGGUCGAUUCUGGGCAAUGGAUUCUGCAUGUCCGCACGAAGGGGGUCCACUUGAGCUUGGUGACAUUGAAGAUGUAGGCAAUGGGAAGCUGGCAUUAAUCUGCCCCUGGCAUCACUUUGAUUUCUGUUUGGACACUGGGAGCUCAUCCACCGGACUUCAGAACCAAGUGUAUGAGGUCCGAGAGUUCAGUGGCAAGAUUUACAUUGAAACACAAAGCAGGUUGUCGCUGAGUCCUAAAACCGAGACGGCAGCUGUGCCCUUUGACAGCUUGACACCUAGGCUUCCAGUACCUGUUUGCUCUGAAGAUACACUCUGUUUCUGGGCAGCUAAAAUCCUGUGCACACCUGAGCCCAAAGAGAAGGUGGCGCUGACACACCAGGUUCAGGAGCGGUGGAAUUCUGGGCAGAUUUCCGAAAUCGGGCACGCAGAAGCACCGGAGCAGCCGAGCAGAGAGGAGAGCCUGACAGUGCGGGAGCCAGGGAGGAUCAAACGAGGGAAAGGGGGCACGCUGGCCAGUAGAAUCGCCUUGCUGCAUUCCCUAGCUAACAUCGAGCAGUGGGCGAUAGACCUGUCAUGGGACGUCAUUGUGAGGUUUGCCACAGUGAGGUUACAGAACGGAGAACAGCUGCCUCGGGAGUUUUUCAAUGACUUUGUAAAGGUAGCUGGAGAUGAGGCCAAGCAUUACCAGUUAUUGGAGAAGAGGAUCACAGAGCUAGGCAGCUUCUUCGGAUCUCUACCUGUGCACAAUGGGCUGUGGCAGUCAGCAGCGGACACCUCCCACGACCUCAUGGCCCGGCUGGCAAUAGUGCACAUGGUACAUGAAGCCAGAGGUCUUGAUGUCCACCCUCAGACGCUGGCCCGCUUUGCAGCUCAGAGUGAUGAGAGCUCUGUGAAGAUUCUGGAGGUGAUCUACAGAGAUGAAAUCACUCACGUGGCUGCAGGGCUGCGAUGGUUCACCUACAUCUGUACUAAGGAGAAGCGGGACCAUGUGUCUACAUUUCAUGAUCUGGUGAAACAGCACUUUAAAGGCUACCUCAAGCCUCCGUUUAACAGUGAGGGAAGAAAAACCGCAGGGAUGACUGAAGAGUGGUACCUUCCUUUAGUGAGGCCUUCUUAGUAUGAAUGGAUUUCUGGGUGAAACGCAUGAAGGGAUGAAAGCAUCAAUAUGCAAUUUCCAAAGACAAGCCAAGAGGACCCUUCCUUUCCCUGACACCUCUUCACCGCAGGCAGCCGUGGUUUGUUAGCUACAGCGGGUUAAUCCAGGACUGAAAAAUGGAUUUCAGAGGGAAGUAGAUGACAUUAUGUAUAUUCUGGAUUUUAGAAGGAAUCGUCAGUUUUAAGUUUUAAAAGAGAAUUGGCCUCUUAAUACUGUACUCCCUGCCGGUGCAUGUGUUCAUGUGGGGAAUACUGGGUUGGCAGGGAGGGGAUUAAAUUUCUCCCUGUCAAAACACGUGGGACUGUGGCUGGAGCCGUGAAUUGAAUAAGUGAUUAAAUGAUAAUUAAGGUUCCAGCCACAGGUGUUAGUUAGAAAAAGGACAGGAUUAACGUUGGUAGUAAAGGUGGUGUUCUGUGUUCUGUGUUCACGUCCAUGAGUUUUUGUGUAGACCUUUUGUUUUGACCCUUGUGCCUUUUUAUUUGUUAAUGUGUUUUGUUUAGUGUUUGUGUUUUAUUAUUAAACGUGUGCAUUAGCGCUUGAAACUGCA